Molecule: messenger RNA, 829 nt
Organism: Cavia porcellus (domestic guinea pig)
Lineage: Eukaryota; Metazoa; Chordata; Mammalia; Rodentia; Caviidae
Product: transcription initiation factor TFIID subunit 4-like
Exons: 3
Coding region: 1-789 (262 amino acids)
Source: RefSeq, a predicted model, not a curated record
AUGUGCUACCCAGUUAGGAGAGAGAUAGUCCUGGAGAACCACAUGAAGAAAAAGCCCGUGACAGAACUACAGAAGAGCCGGGGUGACGUCUGCUCCUUCCAGCAGGCUCGGGACUCCGCAACGCCGGGCUGGCCAGGAAGAGGUCUGUGUGCGGUGCUGACGGUGCCGGCUCUGUGCUGUCUCCACCCCACCCCACCCGACCGCACCCCACCUGUUCAAAACUGCAAAUCCCAGCGUGCAACGCGGCAGGGGGACAGGGAGCUCAGCUCUGCGCCCGCAGCCGCCGGGUGUGGAGCAAUCCGAGGGCCAGGGACAGCGUCUGCAGCGAAGGGGUCCAUACUGCACAGUAUUUCUUCUUUACCGUACGUCAGGGGUGCCGAAAAUAGCAAGCCCAAGCUCGGCAGCCGCUCAAGGUUUAACUCUUCUGAGCAGCAGCCGAGCCGCGGCAGAACCGAGCCCUCCACCUCCAGCAGGAGCUCCUGUGCUGUCCCAAACCCAAAGCAGCACCUCCGCGUCGCGGCCUCUCUUGCUCCCUUUUUUCCUUGCACCUCUGCCAAAGCCGCAGCCAGGGCGCACGCACCGCCCAGCCAGGGCCCCGGCCCCGCCUCAGCCGCGCCCCAGUCCAGCCCAGCCCCGCCCGGCCCCGGCCCCGGCCCCGCCUCCGGAUGCGCCCUCUCAGCGCCCCCGGGGUGGCCGGAGAGAAGGGCGAGUGCGGUCCACAGUGAGGAGAGCCUGAGGCCUGGCACAGAACUGGACAGAAAACUGCUCAAUGGGUCGCCUGCGCGCUAGCCCGACAGCCGAAUAUAAAUGUUAGUUGAGUGACUAUGGC